ACAGUAAUAGUCCUGUAUGGUGCGGGGUAAAGGUGCGGGGUAAAGUGGGCUUCAUCUUUUACCUCUGCUGAGCUAGGACGAAAUUCUAUUAAGUGUUGUUUGGAUCCAUUUUCUCAUACUUCAGUUACUCAUCUCUCGUAUCGUCUGAUAAUUCAUAGCCCGUGAUCACAAGGAGAUGAAAGCUUCCUCAGGGUGAUCAUCAUGGACAUCAUGACAAGGAGGUAUAAUAUCUUCCUUUUUUUAGGUAGAAAUGGAAUGGUAUCUUGUCUUGCUGCUGGUGGUGGUCUUCCUUGUGGUGCUGCAGAAAUGGUGGACUGGUUGGUUUGGCUACUGUGACAGCCAAGCAGAUAUGAGGGGCAAAACUGUGAUCAUCACUGGUGCCAACACGGGCAUUGGUAAGGCCACUGCCCUUGAACUUGCUCGCCGCCAUGCCCGGGUCAUCCUUGCGUGUCGAAGCAAGGUCAAGGCUGAAUCAGCCAGGAAUGACAUCAUCAAAGCAUCAGGAAACACUGAUGUGAUUGUGAAAGAGGUUGACAUGAGUAGGCUGGCGUCUGUCAGGACUUUUGCCGAGGAAAUCUGCAGAGAAGAACCUCGACUUGACGUACUGAUCAACAAUGCUGGCAUGGCAGGUCCAUCCAAGAAGUGUAUGACAGAAGAUGGACUGGAACUCACAUUUGCCACCAACCAUUUCAGUCAUUUUCUUCUCACCAACCUUCUACUGGAUCUUUUGAAGAAAUCUUCUCCCAGUCGCAUCGUCAAUGUUUCGUCCAUGGCCCAUCGGUGGGGAAAGGUUGACUUUGACAACCUCUGUGCUGAGAAGUGGUACCAUGAGGGCAGGGCCUACUUUGACAGCAAGCUGAUGAACAUCUUGUUCACCAGAGAACUACACAAGAGGCUAGCAGGAACAGGGGUAACAGUCAAUGUUCUGCAUCCUGGUACCGUUCGGUCAGAACUCCUUCGCAGUGCCCACUGGUUUGUGAAAAUGGUGUUUGGGUUGAUCAUGCCACCAUUCUUAAAGACUCCGUACCAGGGAGCGCAGUGUUCUAUUUACUGUGCUGUGUCAGAAGAAAUGUCUAGAGUCUCGGGCCAGUAUGUCUGUGACUGUCGCAUCCAAGACCCUUCCAAACAAGGCAUGGACGACGGAACAGCCAAGAAGCUCUGGGAUAUUAGUGAGAGGCUGACUGGGUUAACUUUGUAAAGGAGGAUGGCGACAAUUGGGACAAUGUGCACGGUCAACAGUUUUAUAAUGACUGACAUGGCAAUUAAGGUCAUCAUUCUGUCUGAGUGUGUAAUUAUAAAGAAAAAUUAAACAAGUCGUGAGAAUACGUCUUCCACAAUCCCAGAUGGCGCAAAACAAACCAAAACGCACAAUACCAGGAAGUAUUUGGUGAACGGCCAAAUCUGCACAACAGAAGACCUAAUAAACAACAUGAAAUGCACUACAUUCUUUAACUAUACCACAAUGUGCAGAUACCAACCUAUACAUUAUGAUAAAGUGUAAUCUUCUACUAUGAGAAACCUGAAAAAAAGCUAGUGAAAAUAACACUAAAUAAGUCACUCAAGUCACUGAAAUAAAGGCUGCUUUAUUCAAUAUGA
Branchiostoma floridae (Florida lancelet) is the source of this 1596-nucleotide messenger RNA. RefSeq names its product retinol dehydrogenase 14-like. The transcript has 8 exons. The coding region runs from base 251 to 1198 and encodes 315 amino acids. The record is from RefSeq and is a predicted model, not a curated record. NCBI's taxonomy places the organism in Eukaryota, Metazoa, Chordata, Leptocardii, Amphioxiformes, Branchiostomatidae.